AUGCGGAAGUAUGUCCUGCAACCUGACCAAAAGCUUCCUACCAGUUUGCACAGUUGGGGAAGCCAAGCUGAUCCGUGUCCAUGCACCUGUCGUCAAGAGCCUUUCAGUGAAGCCCUGGUUCGAAGUAAAGGCAUUUAUGCUGUGGUGGUCCAGAUCUUGUCUGAGUCAGGUGAACCACAGUACAGACAUUUGCAUCCGACUGAGCUUGCCCUUUUGAACGGUCUGCCACCUCCCGAUGUUUGGAACUCAGCGGACAGACCUGACUUGCGGCUUUGUCUGUGUGGUGUUGGACAACUUGCGUCUCCACUUCAAUCUUUGUGGGUAGGGGCAUGCAUUCGUGCGCAGUUGCUGGAAAGAUGUGGUCUUCCUGCGGACUCUGUUUCUCCUGUCUGUCGUCUCCAGCAGUUCAAGCAGAAGCUGUAUGACGUUGCCAAGACUCUCUUUCGCAGUGUCCCGCCUGUUGCCCCGACAAUUGUGGAUCCUGAGGUGCAUGAAGUCACGCUGGUGUAUGCCGACUGUACUCAGGUCACAGUGCAGGUUUCUGCCGAUGCCACUGUUUCUCAGCUGCGUCAAGCGGAUGAUGCUCUUCAAGGACCGGAGGAUGGAAAGUGGAUUGAUGCUCAGUCUUCGUCUGUCUUGCAAGGUCAUGAGACGGUUAGUGGUCGCACCAUACAGGUCUGUUCAUCCCCGUCCAGUGAGCCGAUGUCUGAACCUGAUGCUACUGGAAUUGAUCCCAUUCAGCUUGAGCAGGAUUUGCCGAUUGUCCCUCACCGACCUGUCUUGGAUGUGUCUCUCUCCAGCCCUAGCCGUGGACUUGAUGUCGUGUCUGAUUUUCAUGGCUUGAAGCGUCACUGCACGGUUGAUGUCCGGCUUCCGGUUGAUGCCCUUUCUGGUCUUCUUGCUUUGACCGGUCCUCAGUUGGCUGCACUGGUUCCUCCGAUUGUGGUGACCAGAGAACAGUGUGUUGCCAUGCGUCAGGCCUCAACUUCGAGCUCCUCUCGCUUGCAGAUUCUCCACAACCAGGGAGUUGCCAUGGGUGAUGAUGAACUGACACUUCAUGUGAUGUCUUGUGUGCAGUUGUCAGGUCGUUCUGAUCUGCGGUUUUUAGAUCCCCUGCUUGCUUCUGGGUGGCUCCGUCAUGGUACCGUUGAUCAGGUACGUGCUUGGAUGGAUGAAUUGCCGCAGGUGACGUGCAUUGUCACUGUGGUGCUCCUUGACGACCAUUGGAUCCCUGUCAUGUGGACGUGUGGCCUCUCUGAGGUAAGGGUCACAAUGUGGGAGCAUGAUGAUGGAGUGGUUGAACCGUUGUGUCCGUUGCAUGGCUUGAUCAGUCAAGCGUGGCAGCGUCCUAUGUUUGCUCUUGCAUGCAACAGGCGUUCCUUUGGACGUGAUCACUGCGGUACUGCGGCUGUGUGCUUCCUUGGCCAAUUGUUGCUGAACAAGCCCUUGCCUGUCCAUGAUGAAGAUUUGGUGCGUAUUCAUGCUGAGUUGCGCACAAGCUUUGGUGCUGCCAUUGGACUUUUGACUGAAGUGCCAAAGCCUUGGUGCUGGGGGUUGGGUGUCCCUGAUGUGACCGGUCUUGUCGCCAACCUGUUGCAAUUGCAUGGUGUGCCACAUGCCCAGUGCAAUUCACGUGCCAAGAUGAUCCUCCAGAGCUUAGGCAAGACUGAAGUCCAAGCUGCUGUCACAGGAGUUGCACCAUGGAAGUCAUUGAAGCACUUGGCCAACCUGCACCAGCCAGUGAUCCAGCUGGUGUUGCCCGAUGAACAGGCUCAACAUGUUGCAGCCCGCCAGAGCCAAACCAGCAUGCCUAAGAAGAAUGCAGGUGGCACCAAACGCCUCCCCCCUGCCAGGCCAGCUGAGCUGGACCCAUCCAAGUUGGUUAUUGAUCAUGGGGCCUUUUGCAUUGAUGCUGACGAGCCAUUGUCACAGACCCCCUUCUCGACUUUGGGACCUCUGUCUGUUGGAAUUGCCUUGGCCACCUACGCGGACGCUGCUCCCUUUCUUGAUGAUGGACAGGUGUUGUCACGUGGUGGGCUUGCCCUGCUGAUCAUUAACCCUCCUGCUGACUUGUCCACAUCCUUGCAGUGGUCGUCUCUGAGGUUUGCUGCACGUUGCACUUACAAUAACGAACCCAUGUUGUUGUCUGGAGUCUUGGUUCAGCUUGGCCGCAAAACUGUGUACCAAUUCCGUGCCAAGAAUGUGCCGUCCAUCAUGUCCGUUGAUGUUGCAUGUGCCCGGGUUACUGUCCACUAUGAUCAGUGGGAGCAGAGCUGGGAAGACUUUGCCAGCAAGCCAGUGAAGCAUGUCCUUGCGUGCAUCCCAUGCCUUCAAACUUGCAGAACGGAAGGAUGCCAAUGUCCUGCCUGGCACCCCCAACAGUCGGAUCAGCAUGAUGCCCUGCUGGAUGUCUUUCGCAGACAGUUCUUCGGUGACAAUGGGCGUCCGACGAAGUGGGACAAAGCUUCUUACUUUGCGGUCCUCAUUCGAUAUGUGAAAAGCCUGGAAACAACAGUUUUGUCUCUGAGUGGCCGCAAUGGAGUUUUCAUCGAACCCAAAACUGAAGAUGCCAUGCAGCCUCACAAUGAUUUUCAGGUCAUUUGGCUUCCGAACCUGGACUUUGCAGCAAUCGCUCAUAAAGCCAAGUGUGAGGCCCACUGCAUCGGCAUUGCCAGGUCAGGCCGACGCUUUGGACUUCGCGUCAUGGCUCAGCACUUUGCCGAAGUUUUUGCCAGUGUCAAACCAGAAGCAGUUUACUUGGCUCCAGGGUCCCGACUGACCUACCACACGGGCCCUUGGCCGUAUGGUUGUGACAGAAAGAGCAUUGCCAAAGCUCUGCGUGCUGUUGGGUGGGAAUGCAGACCCUUGCAGCCUUUGCAAAGUGUUGUCGGCAUGAUCCGCGUCAAGCACCUGCUGAGGCCCCUGCACCUGUUGUCGGCCAAGAAGCCACUGUCCGCCUGUGCUCUGUACCUGCUGGCAGUACAGUCCCUGCAACAACAGAUGCUGGUCUCCAUGGACCUCCAAAGCAAGCAGAUGCAGACAAUGCUCACGGAGCAAAUGUCUCGCAUAGAGACGAUUUUGUGCAAGAAGAGUAAGUUUCAGUUGGUUAGCAGCAUAGAUGCCUCGGUCGUCGCCAUCAGUGAGACUCACUUGUCCAAAAGGUCUACCAAUGCUUUUUCUGGCAGCCUCCGGGCUAUGCGUUCCCGUUUUACAAAAGUUGUCACUGGCGCCCCACUCCCGCAGAGGGCCGCCAGUAGCGAUGCAGGUAGUUAUGCUGGAGUUGCGUUCGCUUCAUGCUUUCCUUGCCGCACCUUGGCAGUUCCAUGGCCAGUUGAUGCGUACGAGACCAGCCGUGUUCAGUGUGCUGCCUUUUUCAGCCCUGCAGGGUGGGUCACAGGUGCUGUUGUGUAUGGGUACCCACAAGGCAAGACCCAUGUUGACGCCAAGGGGAAAACUGAGUUGCUGUUGGAUUUUCUGUUUGACCAUUUGCACUCCUUGCCAGGUCCUCUGUUCUUCGCUGGCGAUUGGAAUUUUGAGCCACGUGAAUUGGAAGUAGUUGCCAAACUUCGUGCUGCUGGUUGGGUGGAAGUCCAAGACCUUGUGCUACAGCGUACUGGUGCCCCGAUCCAGAAGACAUGUAAAGGGGCCACUAGAAAGGAUCACCUCUGGUUGUCCCCUGAGUUGGUGCUUGCCUUUGUGGGACUGUCCUUGGAUUUUGAAACCUUUGCCGAUCACGCUGUCAUGGUUGCACGGUUCCGUGGGGAUACUUGUCAUGCUGAGCGCUUUGUGUGGCCGUGUCCUCAACCUGUGCCCUGGUCCCAAGUCCCUCCGUCUGGAUUUGCAGUGGAGUUUUCCUAUCCGACUGACCCGUCAACUCAGUAUGCAGUGUUGUGGCAACAGCGUGAGCAAAGUGCCCAGGAAGCUUUGCAGGACCAGUGGGUCCCGGCCAUGGGUGGUCGAGGUCAACAAACCAAACCCCGCCGUGUGGUUGGCAGGCAUGCCCCUAUCAAACGAGGGCGCUACCAAGAUGUCCAGCCCACCUUUUAUGGAUUUUCAUCGGUGCAUGCCCAGCGGUUCAAGCAGUUGCGGCGUCUGCAGAACUACUUGAGGUGGGUUGUGAAUCACGAGGCUGGGAAAACCUCGGACACUACUCAUGGCAUUGCGUUGUGGUCUGCUGUGUUGAAGUCACCUGGGUUUGUCCCUUCCUUUUCCCGUUGGUGGCCUGAACGUUGGUAUGUGUGCCCCAAUGAUCCUUGCAGCAUUCCCCAGUUUUGUCCUGCCUCCAGUGUUGCCCAUCAGAUCUUUGAUGCUGUCUUCGCUGAAGUGCGGUUGUUUGAGCGUCGGUUGGUUCACAUGCGCGCUGCUCACAGGUCUGCACAGCAUGCUGCUGAUCGGAACCUGAUUUUCAGGGAAGUUUCUCGCCCAUCUGCAGAGCCUGUUGAAACGUUGCUUCAUCAAGUCAGUGGGGUUGUUGAAGAAGUUGAUGCUCAGGAGUCGGCUGUCAUCCUUACUGAGUCAGUUGAUGUGCGUCCUGGAUUUGCCUUGUGGGUCGGGGGAUCUCCAAAGGAUGUCAUACAUGCUGAAGCUGAUAAGGUGUGGCUUACUGACAUCGAUGGCAUCCAGGCCACUGACAGAGUUGUCCAAUCUGAGCCCGUCGGUGACCUGGCGGCUAUUUUUGAUGCCUUUCAUACCCAAUGGAAGCAACGCUGGUGCCGUCAUGAUGCAACUUCCUUCCGUCAAUGGGAUCAGCUUGUGGGUUUUGCCUCUCGUGUUCUCCGGCCUUCACCCAUACCUCACCUCCGGGUUGACGUGGACUUGUUGCGUGCUGAAGUGUCCCGGAAGAAAAAGACUGCAGCGACUGGGCUUGACGGAGUCAGCAGGCAAGACUUGCUCCUUGCCGAUGACCAAACGCUGCAAAGUUUGGUCAAUGUGUUUUGCCGAGCGGAAUCCGAUGGCAUGUGGCCUUGCCAAUUGUUGGCAGGCAAAGUCCACUCUCUCGCCAAAUGCGCAGGUGCUUCGGGAGUUGGAGACUAUAGGCCCAUAACUGUCUUUGGUUUGCCCUAUCGUGCUUGGUCCAGCCUCCAGUCGAGACACCUCUUGCAAUGGGCUGAAACCUGGGUUGACGAAGGAGUUUAUGGUAACAGGAAGGGACGUCAAGCCUCUGACCUUUGGAACUUCUUGCUUCUCCAGAUUGAAAUGGCAUACAGCACUGGCCAACCCAUUUGCGGGCUAUCGGCUGACUUGGAGAAAUGCUUCAACUGUAUUCCCAGGUUUCCUGCGUUGUGCCUUGCCGUUCUUGCAGGAACCCCUUCCGAAGUUACAACUGCAUGGGCUGGUGGACUUGCCUCCAUGAAACGGCACUUUAAGGUCCGUGAGUCGUUCUCCAGUGGCUUUCUGACUUCAACUGGAUUGGCCGAAGGGUGUGGACUUAGCGUCUAUGGGAUGCUAUUGGUUGACCACCUUUUCCACGUCUGGACUUCCUACCAAGGGGUGCCCUGCCGGUCUCUGUCCUAUGUUGAUGAUUGGCAUGUGUUCACUUGGGACGUUGACUAUGCCGUGCGGCAAUUGGACUUGGUUGUGGAAUUUGCCUCCAUGUUGGAUUUGACUGUGGAUCGUCGCAAGACUGUUGCUUGGUCCACCGAUGCCCAGACACGGAAAGCCCUGAGAGACCGCAAUGUUCCUGUGGUUCACCAAGCCCGUGAGCUCGGAGGCCAUUUCGGGGUGUCCCGACAGUUCACCAACAAAACGGUGACGCAGAGGCUUGAGGCAUUGGAAGACUUCUGGCCGAAACUGCGCAGUUGCAGAGCCAGACAUUCUGCAAAAGUGCACAUGUUGCGGGCGGUUGCCUGGCCGCGAGGGCUCCAUGCCAUUGCCAGUGCGCCAAUUGGUGAUCAUGUUUGGACUGAACUUCGCCGUCGUGCCACUAAUGCCUUGACUUGCAACAAGCCUGGUGUGAACUCUCACUUGCUCCUUGGUCUGGUUGAGGUGCGUGCUGAUCCCCAGUUGGUUGCUUUGCUUUGGACGUGUCGGGCUGCCCGUCUCAGUUGUGACCUUGACUUCUGGACUGCCUCAGUCGCUAGUGUGGCCCAUGGGGACAUGGACUUACCCCCCAAUUCGGUGGCAUCAGUGUUGUUGGGUCGUCUCCAGCAUGUGGGACUCCAUGUUGAUCGACUUGGUUUAGUCCAUGAUGCGUUUGGCUGCUUCUCGGUUCAUCAGGGCAAUUUUGCUGAGGUUGAAAUGAGGCUCACCUGGGCGUGGUAUCAAGUGGUUGCUUCGAAGGUUCAACAUCGUUCUGAAUUUCAUGGACUUUGGCAGGUCGAUGUACCUGCUACCCGGCGUGCCCUUGCUGCUUUGGCUCCGGACGACCAGGCUCUGCUGCGGUUUGGAUUGACUGGUGGACUUUUCACUGAGGCCUACAAAGCCAAAUGGGCUGAUCAAUCAGAUGUUUGCAGAUGGUGUGGGGGGCGUGAUACUCUGCAACACCGCUAUUGGGAGUGCAUUCAGCAUGCAGAUCUUCGUGCCUCUCUUGCGGCCGAUGCGGCCAAUGUUUGGACUUCCCUGCCCCCUGCCCUGUCUUUGCGUGGGUGGGCUCUGUUGCCUCCCACUUGGCAAGCUUGA
Molecule: messenger RNA, 6618 nt
Organism: Cladocopium goreaui
Lineage: Eukaryota; Dinophyceae; Suessiales; Symbiodiniaceae
Source: the annotation of a GenBank genome assembly